Molecule: messenger RNA, 2279 nt
Organism: Nilaparvata lugens (brown planthopper)
Lineage: Eukaryota; Metazoa; Arthropoda; Insecta; Hemiptera; Delphacidae
Product: gastrula zinc finger protein XlCGF57.1-like
Exons: 2
Coding region: 348-1793 (481 amino acids)
Biological process (GO): regulation of transcription by RNA polymerase II
Cellular component (GO): nucleus
Molecular function (GO): DNA-binding transcription factor activity, RNA polymerase II-specific; RNA polymerase II cis-regulatory region sequence-specific DNA binding
Source: RefSeq, a predicted model, not a curated record
AAAGUGGCGUCUGUCAAUACGCGGCUUUCAUCCUUAUUGAUCAAUGUAUAGCGCUCUUACAAAUCUCCUCUAUUAUUUUGUCAUUUCAGUAUGUAAAAGUGAUUAAUCAUCUUGACUCAUUCAAUCUGAUCAGGCACAAUGGAUUUCGAAGGAGGAGAGUACAGCUAGAAAUGCCUCAUUGUAUCCAGACCAGUCCAGAUUCAGCCAAACAACUUGGAUGGUCAAGGUCAAGACAACUCAGGGUAAAUGACACAUUCUCAACAUCAAGGACCAGACAUGGGCAUCUGUAAUUGGCCAAUUCAUGGACCAGAUGAAGUAUUAAAGAAAAGUACCAGAUUCAGUAUAACAUGGAUAAUCAGGUUGUAUAUUUAGACCACAAUUAUUCAAAACAUCGAUUUGAAAUUAUAGUGCUCAAGCCAGAGGUUCUGAUUGAAGAAGAAGAACACCAACAACAUGGAGGAACAGUGAAAGAAGAGGAGAUUCAGCAAGAAAAUGAUACAGGCCUACACAUUGAAAGCAUCUAUUCUCUUUCAACAGAUAGACUGAACUGUUACCCCUUUAUACCUGAACACAUGAAAGUUGAAAAUGUAGAAGAAUCUUAUGGAACACACUCAGAAACAUUAGUGGAUAUUGAAGACAAUUAUUCUGAUACAUUAUUUACACAUUCUGAAAGUAUAAGCUUACCACCAGGAGUAUGUAUAUCAAACUCUGUCGGACAAGGAGGUUUAAGCUCAAUCAAUAGAUCAGUUGAUGAAACUCUUGGGAACACUUUGAUCAACGAUUCUGAUGAAGACCUCAAUGAGGUGGACUUAUUAAUUAAAAAUGCAAGAAAGAAUGUAAUUGAUGCAGCAAGUGAUAGUGAAUUAACUGAAUGUCAGUUGUGUGGUGAGGCAUUCAGCAACAUCAGAGAAUUAAAUCUUCAUUGUAGUAUACACACAGCUGGGAAACAACAUAAGUGCAAGUACUGUAACUACAAAACAAAAAAUAAAGCAGAUCUCAUCAAACAUAUAAGAACUCACACUGCAGAGAGACCCUUCAGCUGUGAUUUCUGUGACUAUAAAGCAACAGUAAAAUCAACUCUUACACAACAUUUAAGGAUUCACACUGGUGAAAGACCCUACAGCUGUGAUUUCUGUAACUACAAAGCAAUAAGGAAAUCAGCUCUCACCAAGCAUAUAAAGACUCACACUGGAGAGAGACCCUACAGCUGUGAUUUCUGUGACUACAAAGCAACAGAGAAAUCAGCUCUCACCCAACAUUUGAUGAUUCACACUGGAGAGAGACCCUUCAGCUGUGAUUUCUGUGACUACAAAGCAACAGAAAAAUCAUCUCUCACCAACCAUAUAAAGACUCACACUGGAGAGAGACCCUUCAGCUGUAAUUUUUGUGACUACAAAGCAACAGUGAAAUCAUCUCUCACACAACAUUUAAGGAUUCACACUGGUGAAAGACCCUACAGCUGUGAUUUCUGUGACUAUAAAGCAACAGUGAAAUCAGCUCUCACCCAACAUUUAAGGAUUCACACUGGAGAGAGACCCUUCAACUGUGAUUUCUGUGACUACAAAGCAACAGAGAAAUCAUCUCUCACCAAACAUAUAAGGAUUCACACUGGAGAGAGACCCUACAGCUGUGAUUUCUGUGACUAUAAAUCAAAAGUGAAAUCAGCUCUCACCCAACAUUUGAUGAUUCACACUGGAGAGAGACCCUUCAGCUGUGAUUUCUGUGACUUCAAAUCAAUACAGAAAUCAUCUCUCAACAGACAUCUGAGGACGCACACUCAAGAAAGACCCUAGAGCUGUGAUUUCCAUGACUACAAAACAAAUCUAAAAAAAUUUAAUGAAACACACUUGCUAAAAACUUUGAAAUUGAAUUUUUCCAUACAAAACUCCAUACAAUCAAAAACAACAUUCAAAUACUAAAAAUAUUUAACUGAUUUCUUUGUCCCAUAACUCUUACAACAGCUCAACUCUCAAAACUCUGAACCAUUCAUUAACAUAGAAAAUAUAUAAAUAAUUAUAUCAAUUAUUAUUUACAUAGUCUGUCAAUCAGAAAUCAAUCUCAGACAUAAUACUUCAAGACAAUUUUAAAAUUUCAAUGUCUUGCCCUUCUUAUCAUCUGCAUGAUUCAUCAAUUCCCUAUCUGAAUAUUUUUUUAAUUUAGCUGACUCACUGUACAUACUACUAUAUAAAUGGUCUCAGAUUUGUUUCCCUAGUCAGUACAAUUUGUAUUCAUAUUCUUGGAAUACAUAUGCAAUAAAGUAUCAUAGUUCUCAAAUAAAA